CUCAAAGGAUUUGUCCAUCCCGAAACAAAACACAAGAUUGAUGAACCCAAUGAAUAAGAAUACGAAGAAAAGCAACAUGACUGUCGGCGCGCCGUUAGUUUACAAAACCUGUGGAGAACGCACGACAACUCCUGUAUAGCAAGCGGCUCGUCCUCAAGCUAGAGAUGCAGAGUUCUAGGCCUUUGGAGGAAGAAUAAAUCUAGAAGAUCAAAGCUAACGGUAGAAGAAGGAACGGCCAGGCGGAAAAUGAAAAACUAGAACUUAUUGCUACUCGCUUCGCGAAACAAGAAGAUGCAAGGUAAUAUAGGCCUCUUGUCCCGGUUCCGAGAGCCGACGCGUCAGCAGAAGACCGCAGAAGAGGAGAGAAUUGACGCACUGCGUGCAGCAAUCGAUAAAGAAGAUGCAGAUCUCCAAGAGUUGCUGGGUGAGCGGGAUCGCCGUCGCGCUAUCAGGGAAAGAAGAGAGAUCAGGGAGAUGCUUUUAAGACGAAAAAUUGAAACUUAAUCUUUUUAGAAGGUACAAUGUGACUGAAGUACCUCACAUCCACUUGGCCAUGUGGUAAAAGAGGGCACAUGACAUGACAUGAACUUGAGGAUGAUCUUGAUCUAUAAAUAAAACAAGAUAUCUUCGAAUCUUCCACGGUUUUAUCAAUGGAGGGCUUUGAUAACACUCCGUCUAAACUUUCAUGACUACAAGUACAAUGGAUGGUAACACCAGGCAAAACGUGACACGAGGUAUCAUGACAUGACAUGACAUGACUCAUUUAUUUUGGCGUAGUCCAUCGGCUGGACGUCCUUCUUCUAAUCUCCCACGACUACAAUGAGCGGAUGGCAGGGAUUGACAGUGGAGAGCGGAAAUUUUUCGGCGAUGUAGACCCCAGCUUUGACCCGAAUGCUAUACCACUGCCUGACCAUGACUUUUCUGAUGAGCAGGCUGAAGGAGGAAGAAGAGGGGGAGGAGGAGCAGCUGGAGAUUAUGGCAGAAGAAGGAGAAACUUUGUUCUUCUCGUUGUAAUAGAGUACUAGUACUUCUAAGUAGCUAGUAUCUCUCUCUAAGGCGUUGCACCACAAGAAGAGUUGGAUCCUUUGGCCGCGAGGAAGGCGGCAAGGAAAAAACGGCUACUGGAGCAAGCAGGGAUCAUGCCAAAUGAUGCUGCAGCAAUGACUCAAGAGGACCAAGAAAAAUAUACUUAAGGCCUGUCCCCAACAUAUUCAUCUUAAGAAGUUGCAUCUCUGAUUGUUGCUUUCAAGGGGAAAAUGGUCGGAGAAGGUGCGUUGUUACAAUAUGAACUUGAACAUGAUUUGCGGAAAUAAUAAGUGCUCUAAUGAGCAGUGUCGUUUCUAGCAGACGCACAGAAGCUGAGAGAUGAGGUGGUAGCAGAAAUGCAAGAAAACGCUGCUGGAAAUGACGAAACUGCGAAGAUAUGGGUUUAGAAAAGUUGGAUAUUUCUAGUCAGAAGAAGAGACCUUAGGUACUAUUCGCAAUUAGGUUUGAGGCUUGUGUAUCUACAUGAUCAUGAUGCACAGGUUGAUAAAUGUUAUACUUGUGCCAGCAGGAGCAGCACCUCUCUCUCUCCUGUGUUAUACUGUUCUCAACUCAACACUGUCACCUCUUCAUCUCGCCUCUCUAAUCCCCGUCGGCGGACAAACAGUAUCAUCGGACUACGCAGAGUUCGUCCGUGGUCAAGCGGGUCUGGCGAAACAUUUGCAAGGUGGCAUACCUUGGUAUAGGCCAGAUCUGUCUUUCCGCAUGUGGCUGAUGAAGAAACGAUUCCAGCAAUACGCGGAGUCACUCGGUAUACGAAAGUUAAGGAAUUUUGACUCAAAAUCAACCUUCUUCUUUACUGAGUAAAAGAGUAAGUAGUCUUCUUCUUCUUCUUCUUCUUCUUCUUCUUUACUGAGUAAAAGAGUAGUUUCUUCUUUACUGAGUACAAGAGUAGUUUUCUUCUUCACGGAGUAUAAGAGUAAGUAGUAUGGCUAUGGAGUAAAAGAGUAAAAAGAGUCUAAGUAGUAUGGUGCAUCUGUCUAGCGUAAGAGUAGCGUAGUACUAUGGGUACUAUGCCUCUUGAAGAUGGUGGAUUCUGGAAAUAUGAAGUUGAAGGCAUGAUGCCUGUAAUGGAAAUGCAAAUGUACCAGCACAUCUACAUCUUAAGACAGAACAUUUAGAUUGUGGAGGCAGAGCUGCUCUAAGAAAGAAGGGAAAAAUUCAGCGCCUGGUGGAAUCCCUCGGUUUCGAUUUGUUUUUCGGGUUGAUGAUUAAGGCUACCGCAGGAGCAUCUUAAGCAUCCCUGGCUCAGGUGCAUCCCGCCUGGCUCAGGUGCAUCCUCAGUAUCGUCCCUGGCUCUUUUUCAACUUGAAAAUGGAGCGCCCAAGGAUAUGCCUCUCAAUGAAGAUGUGACCACGGUAGCUCUAAGAUGAUCUGCGUGAAUGCUUAUACCAUAGGAGCCGGCGCGAAAUAUAAAGACGGCGAACCAAAGCCAGAGGGUGUCAAAUUUAGUGAAAAUUUCUUUACUGGCCUGUUCGUGGGUGAAUUUUUGUUGCGAGUACGGGCAUAUGGGGUGGUGUGGAUGUUCGACACCUGGAAUUUCAUGGAUUUGCUACUUUACGGAAUGAGAGACAGCAGCAGUAAGUAGUAGUUGUUGCACUUGAAGAUGUUGUCGCAAGAACUUCAGUAAGACAUUCUAUUUCUAUACAUAGGAGACGCCCACCUGGUCCUUCAUUUCCCCUCCUCCUCAAUCCUCAUCCUUCAUCUCCCCGUCUGGAUUACCGGAGUCCUCACGUUGUGGGUCCUCGAGCCAGCGGGUCUUGGGCAUCCGAUAUUGAGGGGUUUGGUCGUUUUCCGUAUUUUCCGACUCAUUCGCGUAGCGAGAGAACUGCGAAUGGUGCCAAUCUUCAAGGAGCUGUGGAUUUAUGUCCUUUUCUCCCUUUAGCAAAGCAUUGCUAUCAAAUCUAAAAAUGAACAAAUGCCUCAACCUUCAAUGGAUGCUGCUCCUUUUCUCUCUUUAGCUUCUAAUUGAUGCUGGUCCAGGGAAUGUUUGGAUCCUUGACUCUCAUCUUGUGGAUUCUGGUGGUGGGGGCAGUGCUGCUGGUUUUCUUCUUAUGUACGUGAUGUUAUAAAGUAGAACAUAAAAGAUAGUUUUAGUUCGUGCUUCAUCUUCAUCUUUUUGUCAUCUUCAGGAGGGGCCGCUGCCGCUGGCGCUGCGGCCGCAUGACUAGUAUAAGUACAACUUGCCGGCCGCAGGACUAAGUACUUGCACAGGCUGACGAGGACCGUGAAUCAACUACUUUUCUUCUAACUUCCUCAAUUUUCUUCAUGGAUAUGCUUGGGGCUACGCUUUUGUAUCAAGGGGCACCUCUUGGGCAAAGCUUUUGCGGUCAAGGUCCCGAGUACAAGGACUUCUGCUGGAGAUAUUUUGCGAGCAUGGGAGGUACUCUUACCUGUAGAUACUAGGUCGAUCUUUAUCUGACAUUAUCAUAAGUAUCUAUAAGUUGUACUAGUACUAGAACUAGUAGUAUUAACUUUAACAAUUCUAUACGUCAGGUUCGAUGUACACUAUGUUGCAGUUUACGUUACUCGACCACUGGAGCUAUCUGGCGAGGUACUUCAUCGAUGCUCCUCAAUACGAGAAUAAAGAGGUGUUCCUCUUCUGCUUACUUGUGUAUUAUGGCAAGUUUUCUACUAUGUUCUCAGCUCUCUAAUCCCUCGUCGUCUUCACCGCCAUAGCAUGGAGCGCAUGGAGCGCGGAUCUCUAAGGGACGCAAGAAGCGCCCCCUUGUUUAGCUCCAUGCAGCUCCAUGCGAUCCAUGCACUCCAUGCCAUGCGAGCUGGCAAACCUUAUAAAUUGCUCUGUGCUAUUAUUUACACCUCACCACGGAGACGGACGCCGGUAGUAGCGAUAUUACUUCUCACUCUCUAAUCUCCUGUCGUCUUCACCGCCAUCGUCUUUUUGAACCUCAUCAGUGGCAUCGUGAUCCAAUUGGCUUUUGCCGCUUCUGUUAUGAGUGCCGUAGGAAACCCUUGCGUCUCCAAAUACGUCAUCCUCAUCUGGAAGAAUAAUAGAAGACUUGGAAUAGCAGACAAGGACAAAAAGGGAAGAAGAAGACAAGACAAAGAGGAAAAAGUACUUACUUGCUUGGGGGAUCAUUCUUGCCUAGAAGAUGAUCCAACAUCUUCUAGUAGGUACUUGAGAAGAUCAUGUCGCGUUUGUUGUUCCCUUUUUUUGCACCUCUAAUUCUGAGAAAGACGCCGAAGCGACUAAAGUAAGACAAGAAUUAGUAGUGCAGAAGACGACGGCAGAACUCCUACUCAUAUUCGACGAUAUGGACAAAGAUGGCUCAGGAGAAUUGACGAAGGUAGAGUUCGCGAACCUGAUGUCGGAUGCGAAAUUUAUCAACUUAUGCAGUACAACGAAAAUUCCGAAUUGUUCAUCUCCUCCAUAAGAAAACAUUUCUUAUAAAUUGAUAAUCCACGUUCUUUUUCUUGAGUCACCGAUUACAACUACUCCUCUCAGUUUCAUCCUUCACAACUUGAUGGAUUCAUCUGAGAAUAUGAAAGGGGUGGCACAAGAACUCCAUCUGAGAAUACGAAAGGGGUGGCACAAGAACUAUCAUGGUUGUCUGAGUACUAGUAUGUGCGUGGAGAAUUAUGGAAAGCUCUACCUCUAAUCCCCAAGAUGAAAAUUCUCGAUAUCGAGACGCACGAUUUGCCAGACGUUUUCCGGAUUUGCGAUGACGGUGAUGGUGCUGUUUCGUCCUCUGAAUUCUGCAACGGUUUGGUGAACAUGCUGAAAGCACCUACAUUAAGGCAUCCCCUAAUCCAUCUGAUACUGUGGAAAUCCCUCAGCUCAGCCGUAAUCGUGUCCAUAUCCAAAGGAUGUUCUUAAGGGAUUCCAUAUCCCAAGGAUGUUCGUAAUCGUAGGGGAUUCCCGCAGAGAUGAACUGCGCUAACUAAGGCUUUGGACAUGCUUUCCGUGACGAGAACGGCGAGAGCUUUGGAAAGAACACUCAACUACAUCGUCGACGAGCUGUCACAGGGCGUUCUGAGGGGCAGAGUAGUCAAAAUCUCGGACAAUGUUAGAUUAAGGCUAUUUAGUUUGAUUGGAAGGAGCGUGAACUUCCUUGAUGGAGGGGCGAGACGCUAUCCAACAGGGAACCCUAAGCCCGAGGCCGUGUUUCCAGGACCUCCUUUCCAUUUCCUUUCCCUCUUUGCUUUUCUCUUUCUUUUCUUAGCGAGGCCCACCUUAAGCAAGCUCUAACUAGAGGCAUCCAGAACGGCGUCACUGCUUUUCUUGAAGGCGCAGAGGAGCUGAUCUCAAGCAUCCACGAAUGUGACAUCCAAAAGAUCUGCGAUCGGACGCAGGGAUUCUUACCGAAAAAGCCAGAGUUGCCAGAUUUGAAGUUAAGAACUACAGGCUCACUUUCACUCGACUGCCUACCAUACCAGUUCAUCUUCACAUCUUCACUUCACCUUCUUCCCUCACCUCCCCAUCUCCUCUCCUCUAACCUAUGACGCGGAAGCAGAGGACUAUGGGACGCACGAGUUUGAUCCUCACAAUUUGCACGACCGAGACUUCCCCAAACACGACCCUAAAAAUUUUACGAAAGCUAUGAACUACUUCCGAGGUAGGAAUGCACAGGAAGAGGCGAGGUAUAAUUUUUUGAAGAUGAGAGGCAUUCACUUUCUUCACAGAGACGUUCAUCUCUCACCUUUGUUCAAUACAGGUAUUCUUGUCCUACUUUUUACUACUUCUAUAUAUAAUGAUCAUGAUGAUCUUACUCUUACAUCACCAAGAAUUAUCACAAAGACAAUCGCGAAUGGCAACUCAUCUUAUCUACUUAGGCUAGCGCGAUUAGCAGCCAGGCGUGGUGGUCGUGGCGGGUCAAAAAGAUCAAGCUCUGUUGGCAGCGACAGUGCGCCAAAACGGAAGCCCAAACGUGGAAGUAAAGAAAAAAAGGAGAGCAAGGAUGCAGGAGGAGGCGAUGAGUUAAGACGUAGAUUUUAAGGGAUGUCUUCACUCUAGUUUCCGUUUGCAAAUGCUAUCACACAUAAUUGAUUAAGAUCCCUUUCUUUGCAGUUUGCACUUUUCCCUUCUUCUAUUUUUCACUGACUUCUUCCUUGGUAAGUUGGUAGAUUCAACACUCAAGCUUAAUUUCAACAUCAUGUCAUGUGUGCGCUCCGUGUUGCGAUCCUUACUCGAUCACCUAAGGAGCCGCAUUACUCACAUAGAAGUUCUAGAAAGCUAGCUCCUAAGUAACUUAGUUACAGUCAAGCCCCUACCUCAUCUUCAUUCCCUACCUCAUCUUCAUUCCCUACCUCAUCUUCAUCCCCUACCUCAUCUUCAUCCCUAGACAUUUCAACAUCAUCUUCAUCCCCUACCUCAUCUUCAUCGUGUUAGUAGAGAAGAUACUACAUCGUUACCUCAAGUAGAGCGUGCUGUUAUUAUCUUCAAGAACGACAUGAUGUUAUUAAUAUUAUCUUCAAAAAGAAGUACUAUUUACGAAGCGUUCGAGUGUAUUUGCUUAUCGUUAAGUUAGGAAUCUAAGACAGAUUGACUCUCCCGCUAUCGUGUACAAAAACUGCAUUAUUAUCUACAAGAAGAAGUACUAUACAGGCGUCGUCGACAUUCCCCCCUCUCUAAACCUUGCAGCUGCGGCAGCCGCAAGUGCUCAAUCUACAAAUAAGACAGCGCCAGAAGAGGAGGAGUUUUCAGCCAUUCCGCCAGAACCCGUGAUCAUUCCUCAACCACUGAUACCCGCACAAAACGCGUUGAUGCAGAUGCUAGGCUUUCCUGGGAAAGAGACGAAGUUAAGAAAGGAGCUCGUGAGGCACAUUUGGGUUUAUAUAGAUACAACUAGUUGCACAAGAACAUGUACGAGAAUAUUACAUUUACAUUUUAUAUUUUGUUUGUACAUACUAAUUGUACAAAUGCUAAUUAAUACUAGUCUUACAUACUAAAUGAAGAGUCUUCAGGGGGAGGAUCGACUUGCUCCACUUGGUGCUCAAACUACUCGCGUUACUAUUUGUUCAUGUUUGCGACUAGAGAUGUAGAAUUAAGUGCAGAACUAAGUGGGAUCGACUAGGAUAGCACCUCGUCUAACAAAAAAAGAAAAAGCACCUGAGGAGAAAAAGACAGUGUCAAAGACGAAAAAGAAAGUCGCGGCAAAGGAUAAGCUACCACCUCCGAGCUGAUCAAUUUUUAUUGCCACGCGUCCAGGGUCACUUCAAGCAUUAGAAGAGGCCUACGAAGAACAAGAACAACUGAGACCUUACGUAGACAAGAACAACUGACUCCUUCUAAGAAUUUUCGACUAGACGAAUCUAUGAUUACCCUUACCGCGACAAGCACAAGAACAGCUGAAGUUCUAGCUCAGACCAGAAUCUACAAGAAGAACGAACAGGCAUCUACUUAGUCAAGCUCAGACCAGAAUCUAUAACUCACAUCUCCGUCAUACAGACAACGCUUUUUUGCUUACAUUUUGAUAUAGACAUUGCAGUGAUACAGAUACAAGCCGUUGCAAAGAUUUGUUCAAAAGUUUAUAAGAUAAACCGUUUAUUAUAGACAUAAUAUAAAUAUUCCUGUUAAAGAAGAUGAGCAGC
Molecule: messenger RNA, 7596 nt
Organism: Amoebophrya sp. A25
Lineage: Eukaryota; Dinophyceae; Syndiniales; Amoebophryaceae
Source: the annotation of a GenBank genome assembly